UACGCUCGUAUAUAUAUAUUUAUUGGUGUCAGUGAAAUGUGAUGGUUCAAUACCUAAUCACAAUCUUCUUCGAACGAACGAACUUAAGUUAAGGUAACGACAACCCCAGUUUGGAAGUAAAGAUGCGCUUACUCUACCUCCUGCAUCUAUUGCUUGCCGUAAUUUGUCUUUGUCGUGCGGCUCCAAGUAUAUUGGUUCGUUCGCAAUCUGGACCGCUAGUUAAAUACAAUGACUAUUCAACAGUAAAUCUUCAGAACUUUAAUGUACCUGAAGACACUGACGUAGCAUCGUUACGAUUGGCCCCUGAAUCAACUGCUGUUGAUCAGCCUAAGUCGUCGUCGUCAUCGUCGUCGUCGUCGUCUUCGUCGUCGUCUUCGUCGUCGGGUUGGUCACCGGGUUCGUCGUCGUCGUCGUCUUCUUCGUCGUCGUCGUCGUCUUCGUCGUCGGGCUCGUCACCGGGUUCGUCGUCGUCGUCAUCUUCUUCGUCGUCGUCGUCAUCGUCGUCGUCUUCGUCGUGGCCGCCGAAGUGGUGGCCAUCGUCGUCGUCUUCGUCGUCGUCGUCAUCGUCUUCGUCGUCUUCGUCGUCGCCGUAGACGUCGUCGUCGACGAAAAUGAGAGGACAACUGCCUACAUUAAAUUAUAACGAUAUAACUUCUGCAAAAAUUACAGCUAGAAAAUUUAUUCGGUUUUUUCAUUGAUAUUGAUAUUGUUUAAUUUUGAAUUGUACGACACAUGUUUUGAUUGUAGAUUUACUACAUUUGCAUGAAUAAAAAUUAAAAAAAAAAAA
Molecule: messenger RNA, 787 nt
Organism: Agrilus planipennis (emerald ash borer)
Lineage: Eukaryota; Metazoa; Arthropoda; Insecta; Coleoptera; Buprestidae
Product: putative protein TPRXL
Exons: 3
Coding region: 123-593 (156 amino acids)
Source: RefSeq, a predicted model, not a curated record